Molecule: messenger RNA, 4674 nt
Organism: Dicentrarchus labrax (European seabass)
Lineage: Eukaryota; Metazoa; Chordata; Actinopteri; Moronidae
Gene: lrrc45
Product: leucine rich repeat containing 45
Exons: 19
Coding region: 341-2365 (674 amino acids)
Cellular component (GO): centrosome
Molecular function (GO): protein binding
Source: RefSeq, a predicted model, not a curated record
AAGAUGCUUUGCGCCAAUGCACACUUCCUAGUUACUUCGUCGCUUGGCUUCCUUUGCCAGUCAGCUGAGCUGUCUACAACAACAAUAACUGCCAGGAAGAUAUUUGUACUGCCGAGGUUGUAUGUUGCCGAAUUGAAGAGGUGAUUUACUGGGUUGGAAAGAUUUUCAUCUUGAUGUUAUGUGUUUCUGUCGAAGUCAUAUUGGAGUCCAAACUGCUGCAGUUUGUUAUUGCGUUUGACUUAGGGGAAUACUUGCAGGUCAACAGGAUAAGUCACAGAGGAAAGAGACGUGAACACAACGUUGUACGUCUCAGAUGAAAAGGAGAGACUGCUGACCCAGAAUGGAGGAUUUCAGGCGCACGUACCUGCGUCUGUGUAAGGAGGGAGGUGUGGAGCCUCAGGAGAGUGUUGUGGCUCAGCUCCAGGAGAACAGGGCUGCUCAGGGCUCCAGACUGGACCUGAGUGGACAGAGCCUCUCUGCAGAUACCUGCUCUGUGCUGGCCAGGGCCUUCCAGAAAGAUACUGUGUUUACAGAGGUGUCACUUAGUGACUGCAUGCUCAGCGAGGAAGGGGCCAACAUGCUGCUCACUGGACUGUUUGGCAACACAACUGUAAAAGUCUUGGAUCUGAAGGGGAAUAACCUGAGAUUUAAAGGGGCUGAGGUGUUGGGAAAGCUGUUGGCACGUAACAAGACUCUGCACAGGCUGGUGUUGGAGUGGAAUGCUUUGGGGGUGUGGGACGAAGCCUUCUCACUCUUUUGUGAGGGUCUGGCCUCAAAUAGUGUGCUGACACAGCUGGACCUGCGCAACAAUCAGAUCAACCACCAUGGAGCGGCCGAGCUCGCACUGGCACUCAAACGCAACAACACGGUGGAAGUGCUAGAUCUGAGGUGGAACAACAUUGGUCUGCUGGGUGGCAGGUCUCUGCUGGAGGCUCUGCAGAACAACAAGAGCAUAGUGCAGCUGGAGAUGGCAGGAAACAACAUACCUAGUGACACACUCAGAGCACUCGAGCAGACCAUAGGGCACAACUCAGACAGACAGUCCACCCUGAGAGAGAGCCGCAGCAGGACCCAGGUCCUCAGCAAGGAGAUUCAUACGCUAAAGGAGGAGAAAGGCCGACAGUUCCUAAGCCUGAUGGAAACUAUAGACAGGCAGAGGGAGGAGAUGGGACGCUCUAGCAGGUCCACCUCCAUUCAGAUUGGCCAGCUCCAGGAAGCUCUGAAUGAGAGGAAGUCAGCUCUCAACUCUCUCACUGCCAAAUUGCAGAUGACAGAGGCAGCCCUCGCCCUCUCUGAGCAGAAAAACCACAACAUGGGAGAGCUGCUGACACGGGUAAAGGCUGAGAAGGAAGAACAGAGGGAACGACAGAGCAGAGAGAGGAAGAAAGAGCAAGAGGAUACUGCACUCAGAGAGGCAAAACUCUUCAGAGAGAUCCAAAACCUGACAGAAACCAACGUCCAACUGAGGAAUAAAGUGGAGGAGGUGGAGUGCAGAUGUAAGUCUCAGCAGCAGCAAAUCUUUGAGCUGAAGCAGGAGCUGACCAACAGCACAGCAGAGCUAAAGCUGCGACUAGCACAGGCCGAAGACCGUCUGGAAGCCGAGAAGCGAAGGUCCAAGCAGGCUCUGGAAGACAUGGAUAGUCUCCGCCAGAAGGAGGUGGAGAAUGUAAAUCGACAUCUGGAAGAGAGUGAGAGGGCUCUGCAGGAACGCAUCUUCAAACUGGAGGGACAGCGGAUACAACUGGAAGAGGAACUGAGUAAAGCUAAAGCAGCAUGUGUGACAGAGAGGGCCCAGGCAGAGGAGGAACUGGGACGAAUGCGAGCUCAAGUGCGUCAGGAGGAGCAGGAGCACGUGUCAUCUUUGGAGGAGAAGCUUCGCUCGGUGCGUUCCUCCCUGCAGGAGGUCCAGCUCCACUGCUCGCAGCAGAAACAGACCAUCUCUGAGCUGCAGGUGAAGAACAGCCAGCUGAGUAUCGAGAUGGACGGACUGCGUCGCAGGAUAGAGGAGCUCCAGCAGGAGCUGUCGGGUAAAGACCAGGAGAAGGUGGCCGAGGUGAGCCGGGUGAGGGUGGAGCUGCAGGAGCAGAUUGGACAUUUACAGGCAGAGAGGACGGCACAGGGAGGACUGAAAGAGAAGAUCAGUGCUCUGGAGAGAGAGAUCAAAGUACUAAGCAGUAACCACAGAGAGGCACUGCUUGACAAAGAGAGCGAGAUGUCUUCCCUGCUGGAGAAGCUUCGGAUGAAAGAGGCGGAGAUCCAGAGGAUGAGGGAGGAUGAGGCCCACAGAGCCAGCUACCUGCAGAGCGCCAUCCUCACCUAUGUUCAGGGCUCCCCUCUGGGACACUACAGCAGCCCCAAGAAAUGACCAAGAGACCCUAAUCCCUGAGCUGGAAACCUCUGAGACCUCACUGCACAGGUCAGGACAGUCUGGAGGAUUAAAAGAAAUCAUGACUUGAUAGAUAGAAAAGACUGUAAAAUAAGGAGUGCAACAGUAACAGGGUUUAAAAAGUCUGGACCUUUUUAAAAGAUAAAACAGUAGGAACCUUGUUCUUACUCCCAGUUACAUCAAAAGGACAAAAACUCACUUCUAUAGUCACAUACACUUAGUUUAAAGUACUCAUCUUAAAAGGUUGACUAAUGGAGACAACAGUUUUGAGUGAGGUCCAGUAUUGAGUGAGAGUGCUGCAGUUGCAAAACAACACAGUGGUGUGUUCAGAAGGGGGUCAAUGGCCAUCCCUGAAAUUUGCUAGAAGCCUCUUCCACAUAAAUGACGCUCCAAAGUUAGGCUAGAUUGUGGCGAUGGAAAAGCAAAAUAUCUGAAAUAAAAUGUGUUCUAUGGGUACUUCUGAGUCUCGCCUUUGCAGACACUUUAUGCUAAUCUCAUGCAGUUUUUUUUACUCCUAGUGUAUUUGAAUAUUUCUGCAGAAUGAUGUCCAUAAACAGUAUUGGAAUUGCUUAAAUUGGGAAUGACUGGAAAGCUGAGGCACAUACUUCCUGCCAACCCUGUAUAAGUCUGUGCCCCGCUUGUGCCACCCCAGUCAAAAAAGUCUGGAGAUGCCCCUGAAAAAAACAUAAUCCUUGUAGGCAAUUGCACUUCUUGUUUUUGUCAAUGACUGCCUAAGAUUGUGUUUAUAAGUGUCUUACAACAUUAUGGAAAGAGAUGGACAGAAAGAUUUAACGUUUUCAGUAACUUCCACUUGAUCCGGUCUGGGAAGUCUCCUCUGUGGGCUUAGGGUCACAGCACCCACAGCACCACCAGAAGUCUUGUGAGCUUCGCAGCCUUGCAGCAACCGGUUCACCUCUGCCUGUUGCCCCUGUCUCUUCUCAUCCACUCUUCAGUUUGGUCAUUCAAUUCAAAGGACAGAAAAUAUUUUUACACUGAGCUACGCUUUCUUUACUCCAACACAACUAACGCUUUCCUGGUGACUACGCUCACGUUUCCCCUGUUGUCUUCCUGCAACAAGUCACCUCACCUCUCCCGAGAUUUCAGAACAAGACUUCUCCUUGAGCAAGACUUGGUUAGACACAGUGAAUCAAGAGGGGAACAGAAAACAUGUCAUUUCUCUGAAGGACCUCUUUUCAGACACUUGCAACAACAAUCUUAGCCAGUCAGUAGCAAAAACACUUUUAAUGGAUGUAUUUUGACAGUGCAAAAUUGGAGGAUUAUGUUCUGCUCUCCCUGAAUACAGGACUAAAUUCAGAACUUGUCCCCAUUAGUCACUUUGACACAAAAUAAGGUCUAGGUGGAAAAAUACCAAAGUUACCAUGGUGUAUUUCAUGGUCCACUGAGUAUAUGUAUAGUACAUCACAUGAAAGAUAUAUUUAGAUACAUUUUUAGAUACAUUUUGCAUUUUAAUGUCGAGUGGAUGAACAGCCCUAUUACCUGUCGUCUGUCAGCACCCUCACUACUUCAUUUUUUUUCCACUACUGGUGAACGGGAGGGGGAGGCUGGGGGUUGCAAUCUGCAACUUCAUUACUGGAUUCCACUAAAUCCUACACACUGGUCCUUUAAAUGAAGGGAUGACACAGUAAAUAUCAAAAAGAAGAAAAGGGCUGAAAACAUUAUCAAGGAACCCUGCUCAGUAUGCCAAAAAGUGCUAUUGCAUCUUCAUCACCUUCUUUUUCUAAGAUUGAUUAUUUUAAGAAAAAAUACUGCUGGUCAUGAAACUAAACAUUUCAUUUCCUGUGAUCACAUCCCUGUCUUUAUGUUUUCCAUUCUACAUGCUUGUCUUUAGCUCUCCCAUUAACUGAGAUGAACUGUAAGUGAUCAUUUAUGUGUUUGGCUGUCCAUCCCCAUCCUGUUGUACUCCUCCAGUCUUAAUGGAUUGAAGGCAAUGUAGCAUUGUUAGCAAGAGUGUUUACAUACAAAAUGAGAUUUGGGUUGAAAUAUGCCUUAUUACUGUAUCUGUCAGACCAGAUGGCUGCCCCUCUCCAGCUCAGAUGCAGGGAGCAGAUUCACAAAAUCUUAUCUGCUGUUUUUACUCAUUAUAUUUAAUGAAGCAAGUUCUAAUUCAGCUCUGGGUGCAGGCCUUUAUAAUACAAAUAGCUGUUUUAUAUGUUUGUCAUUUUAUUUUUCCAGGUGUGUUUUUACCCUUUUGCUUUGAUUUUGAUUGCAUGUGUUUUUAUAUACAUGAAAUGUGGUCAAUUGUGAAUAAAUGUCAUGAUUUUACUUAA